Olea europaea var. sylvestris is the source of this 794-nucleotide messenger RNA. Its product is annotated as temperature-induced lipocalin-1-like. The transcript has 2 exons. The coding region runs from base 67 to 624 and encodes 185 amino acids. NCBI's taxonomy places the organism in Eukaryota, Viridiplantae, Streptophyta, Magnoliopsida, Lamiales, Oleaceae. The record is from RefSeq and is a predicted model, not a curated record.
UGACCCAAUAAUCCGAUUCACCUUAUCUAGAUCUCUCUCAUUUUAUUGCAAGAAUAAUCUCAAGAAAUGGCCAAGAAAGAGAUGGAAGUGGUGAAGGGUUUGGACAUAGAAAAAUACAUGGGAAGAUGGUACGAAAUAGCUUCAUUUCCAUCGAGAUUUCAGCCCAAAAAUGGUGUAAAUACAAGAGCCACUUACACCCUGAAUCCUGAUGGCACUGUACAUGUUCUUAAUGAGACAUGGAGUGACGGAAAAAGAGGGUUCAUUGAAGGCACUGCAUAUAAGUCUGAUCCCAAUAGUGACGAGGCGAAACUCAAAGUCAAAUUCUAUGUGCCCCCUUUUUUGCCUAUAAUUCCUGUCACUGGGAAUUACUGGGUUUUGUAUAUUGAUGAGGAUUAUCGGUAUGUUUUGAUUGGCGAGCCCAGUAGGACGUCUCUUUGGAUCCUGUGCAGGCAGCCCCAACUUGACGAGGAGAUACACUACAUGCUUGUACAGAAGGCUAAAGAUGAAGGAUAUGAUGUGGAGAAACUCCACAAAACACCACAGUCUGAUCCUCCACCGAAGAGUGAAGAUGCCCCAGCCGACACCAAAGGGUUUUGGUGGAUUAAGUCCAUUUUCGGGAAGUGAUUUAAAUAUAAAAUGUGUGAAAAUAACGGAAAUAAAAGUGCAGUUUGUUAUAUCGACUAGUCUUGUUUGGUUGUAUUUGCCCUUUGAUCUUUGUAAAUUAUGUAAUUUUCAGUGUGUUUUGGAUUAUCAAUGAGAAGUCUGAAUGGGAAUUUUCAAUUCUCCUUGGGUUA